This is a messenger RNA of Megalops cyprinoides (Indo-Pacific tarpon), 1095 nucleotides long. RefSeq names its product P2Y purinoceptor 3-like. The transcript has a single exon. Gene Ontology annotation, biological process: G protein-coupled receptor signaling pathway. The record is from RefSeq and is a predicted model, not a curated record. Gene Ontology annotation, cellular component: plasma membrane. Gene Ontology annotation, molecular function: G protein-coupled receptor activity. NCBI's taxonomy places the organism in Eukaryota, Metazoa, Chordata, Actinopteri, Elopiformes, Megalopidae. The coding region runs from base 1 to 1095 and encodes 364 amino acids.
AUGAAAGUAAAUAAUUUCACUUACUGCCCCGUGUCGGAAACUUACAAAGAGAUUCUGUUGCCUGUCACUUACAGCCUAGUGUUUGUGCUUGGGCUGGCUCUUAACGGGAGAUUACUUUGGUUGGUCUGCUUCAGAACCAAGACCUGGAGCUGUUCUGUCAUUUAUCUGGUCAACCUGGCCGUUGCUGACCUGCUCCAUGUGCUGACACUGCCGUUACUCAUAGUCAGUUACGCCAUGUACGACGUGUGGUUGUUUGGGGACGCAGCCUGCAAAGCCGUGCGUUUCUUUUUUUACACGAAUCUUCACGGCAGCAUAAUGUUUCUCAUGUGCAUCAGCAUUCACCGCUUCCUGGGCGUGUGCUACCCCAUCAAGGCCAUAAAGUACAGGACUAAAAGGAUCGCUGUUCUCGCCUCAGCUUUGGUUUGGAUCCUCGUCACGGGUGAAAUUUUUCCCACUCUCGCCUUUGCACAUUCCGGGUUUAUCAACAACGUGACGGUGUGCUUCGACCUGACCAGCCCUGGGAAGUUCAAACAAUAUUUCCCCUAUGGUAUGUUCCUCAGUGUUGUCGGUUUCCUGCUUCCCUUCUUGGUCAUUGUCACCUGCUACUGUUUAAUGAUGAGGACACUCUCCACGAUCGACGACAACAUCAAGGUAGGAAAGGAGAUGCGCACCAAAUCAGUCCGAACCAUUCUGGUGGUGUGCCUGCUGUUUGCGCUCUGUUUCGUGCCCUAUCACAUCAUGAGGACUAUUUACCUUUUCGUGCGCGUGUACUUGGCCAGCAACUGCACAGUUCUCAACGUGGUGAUGGUGACUUACAAAAUAUGGAGACCUAUCGCCAGCUUCAACAGCUGCAUCAACCCCAUACUCUACUUUAUGUGCUCAGACAGACAGCGCAAGAAGCUCUUUGCUAACAUGUGCAAAAAGAGGGUCCAUCCAUCUGCAUGCGCCGCGCAAGUGCGAGGAACCAUGGGAAACAGAUGUACCCCUUCGGAAGAUAUACAGGGAAAAUGGGACAGCUAUCGAAUCUCAGUUGCCCAGAGUACAGGGUCUUUGACGCCCAGACAAACGAUCGCCAACACGGAAAUGUGUGAUUAA